Peromyscus eremicus (cactus mouse) is the source of this 833-nucleotide messenger RNA. RefSeq names its product centrosomal protein 15 (gene Cep15). Bases 180 to 563 code for a protein of 127 amino acids. NCBI's taxonomy places the organism in Eukaryota, Metazoa, Chordata, Mammalia, Rodentia, Cricetidae. The record is from RefSeq and is a predicted model, not a curated record. The transcript is spliced from 5 exons.
AAGGAACGCUGCGCAAGGCAGUGCUGGCCGGGGCUCCGGCGUCCCGACAGCCGACCGAGGCGGUGCAGGGAAGGAGUGUCCCAUUUCAGAAAGUUGAGGGUCGCCUCCUUCAAGGGACGUCGUCUUUGUCGUACUUUUUCUCCUUUAGCAGAAAACUUAUAGCCCAGCUUUGAUUAAAGAUGACUUCCUUGUUCACUCAAGAAGUUCACCUUUCUAAAAGACAUGAAGAAAUAGUAUCACAAAGAUUAAUGUUACUUCAGAAAAUGAAGAAUAAUUUUGGAGAUCAAAACACAGAAAGGGCAUGUCUUCUCCAAGCCACUGAAACUGCUUCAAAAAGGAACCUCAGUCUCUUGCAGGACAUAGAAGCUGCAGAGAAGUCUUUACAGGCCAGGCUUAAGCCACGCCCACAACCUGCAGUACGUUCUCUUGAGACUCGUUACUGGGCAUCAGUAGAAGAACAUGUCCCCAAAUGGGAACAGUUCCUUUUAGGCAGAGCACCAUAUCCGAUUGGUGGCGAAAAUGAAAAUGAGGCAGGAAACACCGUUCAAAAUGAGAUGAAGUGAUAACUUGUUCAUAUGUUACUCAGAAAACAAAAACAAAAUCCAAAAACAGCUGUUUGAUAAAACUCUGUAAGUCAUGGCAGGAACUUGAGGGAGUAAUGUGCUUUGUUUGUCUCAUUAUUGUCGGUCUGAGAGCCACUGACAGGUCUCGGGUUGGACUACUGCAAGGUCGUAGAUUUGCAAUGAAAGGGUUAAAAGCUAAUGCUAAGACAGAAUGUUUGUUAAAGAUGGUAUUAAAGCAGUGCUGUGUGUGUUAAACAUUCAGCCUCAUUA